Dictyostelium discoideum AX4 is the source of this 708-nucleotide messenger RNA. RefSeq lists its product as hypothetical. Bases 1 to 708 code for a protein of 235 amino acids. Lineage: Eukaryota; Evosea; Eumycetozoa; Dictyosteliales; Dictyosteliaceae. Gene Ontology annotation, biological process: box C/D snoRNP assembly. The transcript has 2 exons. The record is from RefSeq and is a predicted model, not a curated record.
AUGAUUGUAAAUAAAGACUUAUUAGAAUUAGAAAAGAAUAGUAAUAAAACCAAAAUUAAUAAUGGUUUAACAGAACCAAGUGUUUCACCAUUUUUAAUAACACCUCAACAAGCACCAAAAACCAAACCAAAUUUCUUUAAAAUGGAAGAAAGUUCAGUUUUAAAUAGAGUUAAAGAUUUUUUACCAAAAUUAAAAGAAGCAAACAUUGAUUUAAAAAAGAAAAUUGAAAAUAAAGAAGAUGUUAAUAUAGAGAAUAUUAAAGAAGGUGAUGAAUAUAUUCAAAUGAAUUUAGCAUUAGGUAUUUUAGAACAUAAAGAAGAAUUAAGUGAAAACAAUAUAAAAAUUACAUCCAAUAAUAAAAAUAAUAAUAAUAAUAAUAAUAAUAAUACAAAUACACCAAUUUUAGAAAUAAAUAAAGAAAAUGAAAAUGAAAAUAAUAAUAAUAAUGAUAAUAAAAAAAGAAAACAACCAAAUAAUGCCAACAAAACCUGUACAGAUAAUAAUAAUAAAAAUAACAACAAAAACAAUAAUUUAGAUGAACAAAUCAAUUUUAAUCCAGAAAAUAGUAAAAAUAUAUUAGAUAUUAUAAAUACACCACCAUCAAUUAUUGAUAAAUUUGGUUUAAUUUUAGAUAAUAGUGAUGAUGAUGACAAUGAUGAUGAUCUUGAAAAUCAAGAAAAACUCGAACCAUUAGAAAUAAAUUAUUAA